AUGGAACGCUUGGUUGGCACUAAAGCGGACUCGAAACACCGUUCGAUCAGGCAGUCAAAGCGGACCCUCUUACCGACUGCGCUACAUCUGCAGAAGCCAGCAUUGAAUCGGCAUGAUUCGUAUUACUUAUCAUUUGUUAUAGAAGCACUAACUCUAAAACUUACAAUUCAGCUGAAAGAGUUGGAAUUUGGGCGUCUUAUGCCAUUGAUCCAGCCAGCAUCACACGAUCUCCGUAGACUAUUGCACCUUGCUAAGAUGAGGUGUGGCCUUUUGCGCGUUGUCCUAAUUCCCCUUGCAGGAGUGAUGACGGUCUUCCUGUUAUUCAACCAAUUUUUAUUUGGUGACGAGGAGCCUGAAAGUCUUUUUUCCAUUUUUGAAACAAAUGCGACCGAGAAAGCCCAGAAAGUGGAGAAAGCAUUUGAUGAAUGGAACAAAUGCAUGGUUGCCAGAUUUGAAAAGGAGAGGAAAAGUCUCGGAAAACUCUGGAUGAACUUUCAUAAUCUGACCAAUCAAUGCACUGCUGAAACGGAAGUCUCCAAAAUAAUCUUAACUCCGUUCGUUAACAGCGACGAAACAAAGUACUACGUACUCAGCGAAAAUGUUUCUGAUCCAAGCGUUGUUGUAUCUCUUGGAAUUGGUGCAGACGUUACUGCAGAACUUCAGCUGAAAGACAAAUUACCACAGGGUAGCGAAUUUUUUGGAGCCGAUCCUGUAAUUGUGCCAAAUAGUGAACUCUUCAGUCGAAUUGGAAUAUUCUUUCCUUUUGCUGUAAGCAAGGAAAGUGGUGUUGUGAAGUCGGAAAUUCGAGAGAAUGAUGGCUCGUACAAACAGAUGAAUGCAGUCAGCAUCGACUUUGUCACCUUCUUGAAUGAAAUGGUGAAUAGGACGGUUAUCGAUCAUUUGAUUAUGGACAACGAAGGUCCAGAAUAUGACCUUGUUCCUAUGAUAGCAAUCGACAGGGUAAUCGAAGACAACGGCAUCGUCAUCUGUCAUAUGAAUGUGGAGUUCCACGAACCUGGCCCGAUAGAAAGGCUUCAGUUGUUCGACAACGUCAUCUCAGGAAUAUUGAAAGCAAGACGCUUCGCUCCUAUAUACAACUUUCACUGGGGUCAUCAACGCUGCUUCCUCAUAAAUUAUGAGCAUCCAUAUUGUGUUGAAAAAUACCUUGCGCAAUUCUUCUAG
Molecule: messenger RNA, 1182 nt
Organism: Necator americanus (New World hookworm)
Lineage: Eukaryota; Metazoa; Nematoda; Chromadorea; Rhabditida; Ancylostomatidae
Exons: 9
Coding region: 1-1182 (393 amino acids)
Source: RefSeq, a predicted model, not a curated record